Messenger RNA from Vespa mandarinia (Asian giant hornet), 5498 nucleotides. RefSeq names its product DNA topoisomerase 2 (gene Top2). Gene Ontology annotation, molecular function: ATP binding; DNA topoisomerase type II (double strand cut, ATP-hydrolyzing) activity; DNA binding. Gene Ontology annotation, cellular component: nucleus. Gene Ontology annotation, biological process: resolution of meiotic recombination intermediates; DNA topological change; sister chromatid segregation. Lineage: Eukaryota; Metazoa; Arthropoda; Insecta; Hymenoptera; Vespidae. The record is from RefSeq and is a predicted model, not a curated record.
GCCAAAGUGACUGGUUGGUUGCAACGAUUGCAACGAAAGAAAAUUGUCGUACUUUGUAGCUAUUUGUGUUGAAAGUUAGUAAAAAAAAAUAAUAAGGCCUCAAUUAAGUUUAAUACUAUCUUUAAGUAAAUAUAUUAUUGAUAUAAAGGAAGAAAGUUAUAUCGGCUACGGUGUACCGGAUGAGUAUCAGUGCCUGUGCUAUGCCAAUCAUUAAUUAUAACCACAAUGAAUGGCAUCGUGUGAUUAUACGACUUUCCGUUACCGACGCUACUUCACCAAACGAAUUUUUAAGGCAAAAACACUAAAGGUACAUAAAAACAUAUCACAUUAAAAUGAGUACAGCUGUUGAAAAUGGAAAUCAACCUGGUAAUCUCAAGAAAAAGACCAUUGAAGGAAUUUACCAGAAGAAAACACAACUGGAGCAUAUUCUAUUGCGUCCAGAUACAUACAUUGGAUCUGUUGAAAGCACUACUGAACUUAUGUGGGUUUAUGACAAAGAAAAAGAAAUGAUGAUACAAAAAGAUAUCAAAUUUGUUCCUGGAUUAUAUAAAAUAUUUGAUGAAAUUUUGGUAAAUGCCGCUGAUAAUAAGCAACGAGAUCCAAAAAUGGAUACUAUUAAGGUUGAUAUAGAUGCAGAAAAUAAUACUAUAUCUGUCUGGAAUAAUGGAAAAGGAAUUCCUGUUGUGAUACACAAGGAAGAGAAUAUGUAUGUACCCACUAUGAUUUUUGGCCAUUUAUUAACAUCAUCAAAUUACGAUGAUGAGGAAGAAAAAGUAACUGGAGGAAGAAACGGUUAUGGUGCAAAAUUGUGUAAUAUUUUUAGUCAUCGUUUCACUGUUGAAACUGCAUCUAAAGAAUAUAAAAAAUGUUUAAAACAAACAUGGGGUGAUAAUAUGGGGAAAGCCAGUGAACCUCGAAUUAAAGAUUUUCAUGGAGAAGAUUUUACAAAAGUAACAUUUUCUCCAGAUUUAUCAAAAUUCAAAAUGGAUUCUUUAGAUGAUGAUAUAGUAUCUCUUAUGUCGCGUCGAGCAUAUGAUGUAGCAGCAUCUACAAGAGGCGUGAAAGUUUAUCUUAAUGGCGUUAGAGUACCUGUGAAAAAUUUUAAAGAUUAUGUCGAUUGUUAUAUUAAAGGAAAAGAAGAUGAUACUGGUAACCCAUUGAAAAUAGCUUAUGAAGCUUGUGGAGCUCGUUGGGAAGUAGCAGUAACUUUAUCUGACAAAGGUUUCCAGCAAAUGUCAUUUGUAAAUAGUAUUGCAACGACGAAGGGUGGCCGCCAUGUAGACCAUGUUACAGAUUUAAUAGUAAAACAAUUGACAGAAACUUUAAAAAAGAAAAACAAAGCUGGAAUAACCAUCAAACCAUUCCAAAUCAAAAAUCAUUUAUGGAUUUUUAUAAAUUGUCUCAUCAAUAAUCCUUCAUUUGAUUCCCAGACUAAGGAACACAUGACUUUACAACAAAAAAGUUUUGGUUCUAAAUGUGUAUUAACUGAUAAAUUCAUUACAACUGUAAUGAAAAUUGGCAUUGUAGAAUCAGUUUUAACAUGGGCCAAAUUUAAGGCUGAUAGCCAACUGCAAAAAUUGGGACCUAAAUCAAAACAAAGAAAACUUCAAGGUAUUCCUAAGUUGGAAGAUGCUAAUGAUGCUGGAACAAAUAAAUCAUUAGAAUGUACUCUAAUAUUAACUGAGGGAGAUUCAGCUAAAACAAUGGCUGUAUCAGGAAUAGCUGCUGUAGGUAGAGAUAAGUAUGGUAUAUUUCCAUUAAGAGGUAAAAUAUUGAAUGUAAGAGAAGCAACGCAUAAGCAAAUUUUGGAAAAUGCAGAGAUCAACAAUUUGAUAAAAAUUCUUGGUCUUCAAUAUAAAAAAAAGUAUGAAUCUCGGGAUGAUCUUAAAACACUUCGUUAUGGUAAAAUGAUGAUUAUGACUGAUCAAGAUCAGGAUGGUUCACAUAUAAAGGGUCUUUUAAUUAAUUUUAUUCAUCACAAUUGGCCAUCUUUACUAAAACUUAACUUCAUUGAAGAAUUCAUUACACCAAUCGUAAAGGCAUCAAAAGGAAAUCAAGUAUUAUCAUUCUUUUCAUUGCCAGAAUUUGAAGCAUGGAAAAAAGAAACAGAGAAUUUUCAUACAUAUAAAAUCAAAUACUACAAAGGUUUGGGUACUUCUACUGCCAAAGAGGCAAAGGAGUACUUUGAAAAUAUGACCAGACACAGAAUUCGGUUUCGAUAUGAUGGUGAUCAAGAUGAUCAAAAUAUUAUUAUGGCAUUUAGUAAAAAAUGUGUUGAUCAACGUAAAGAAUGGUUAGUGAAUCAUAUGGACGAAACAAAGAGACGGAAAGAGAUUGGUUUAGGUGAACGUUAUCUUUAUGAGAAAGAUACUCGUACAGUAUCUUUUUCAGACUUUAUAAAUGUUGAAUUAGUGCUAUAUAGUAAUUAUGAUAACGUGCGAUCUAUACCUAGUAUGGUGGAUGGAUUUAAACCUGGACAAAGAAAAGUACUUUUUACAUGUUUGAAACGUAAUGAUAAACGUGAAGUAAAAGUUGCACAGUUAGCUGGUUCAGUUGCGGAACAUUCGGCUUAUCAUCAUGGUGAAGUGUCUCUUAUGGCUACUAUAAUCAACUUGGCUCAAAAUUUUGUGGGAAGUAACAAUAUCAACAUACUUCAGCCUAUUGGUCAGUUUGGUACAAGACUUACAGGAGGUAAAGAUGCUGCAAGUGCUCGAUAUAUCUUCACGAUGCUUAGUCCACUAGCAAGAUUUAUAUUUCAUAAACACGACGAUCCACUUCUUGCACAUGAAUAUGAUGAUAAUCAAAAAAUUGAGCCAGUAUAUUAUGUUCCUGUAAUACCAAUGGUAUUGGUAAAUGGUGCAGAUGGUAUAGGUACAGGAUGGAUGACAAAAAUUCCAAAUUAUAAUCCUCGUGAAAUCAUAGAAAAUUUAUUCCGUAUGAUGGAGGGUGGAGAUCCUAAACCAAUGAUACCAUACUACAAAAAUUUUACGGGUGUAAUUGAAACUUGUGGAGAGUAUCGUUAUAUCUGUAGCGGUGAAAUAUCUGUAAUAGGACCAGACAAAGUAGAAAUUACAGAACUUCCAAUUGGAAUGUGGACACAAACUUACAAAGAGACAGUAUUAGAACCUAUGUUACAUGGCACUGAAAAAACACCUGCAGUUAUUACAGAUUAUAAAGAAUAUUACACAGAUACAACUGUACAUUUUAUAGUAAUAUUAAAUCGUGAUAAAUUACUGGAAUUAGAAAGAGAUGGUCUUCAUAAAGCUUUUAAAUUGCAAUCGACAAUGUCUAUAACAUCUAUGUGUGCAUUUGAUGAAAAUCGAUGUCUUCAGAAAUAUGAAAGUGUCACUCAAAUAUUAAAGAAUUUUUACAAAAUUAGAUUGGAAGCGUAUCAUAAAAGGAAAGAUUAUUUAGAGGGUAUUUUGCAAGCAGAAGCAGGAAAAUUAUCAAAUCAAGCUCGCUUUAUUCUAGAAAAAUGUGAUGGUACCUUGGUAAUUGAAAAUAAAAAGAAAAAAGAUAUGAUAGCUGAAUUAGCAAGACGUAAUUACGAAUCUGAUCCUGUCCUUGCAUGGAAAUUAACUCAAAAUAGAGAAGCAGUCUUGGAGGAAGUUGCUGAAGAAAUAACUGAAGAUACACCAUCCUCAUCAGCUAUGAUACAAAAAAAUAAUUUCGAUUAUCUUUUGGGCAUGACUCUGUGGUCCUUGACAAAAGAGAAAAAGGAUGAUAUCCUACGUCAAAGAGAUGAAAAAAUAGCAGAAUUAAAGAGAUUGCAAGCUCGUACACCUAUUUCUCUUUGGAAAGAAGAUUUGGAUAAUUUACUAAGCGAAUUAAAUAAAGUAGAAGAGAAAGAAAAGAAAGAAGAAAAUAAAUCACGUCAAAAUAUCAAAAAACCACCAGCAAAGUUCUACAAACAAGAGGAUACUCGUAGAAUAGUCCCUGUAAUUGAUACUGAAUUAAAAAAGAAAAUAGAAAAGGCAGAUAUUGUAUCAAAGGACAAAAAAGAAGGAAUUAAGAGACAGCCAAAAAUUAAAAAAGAACUAACUGAAGAAAAAGAUGAGUUUGAUGCUCUCGUGGAAUCUAAUAAACCUAUCGAUGAGAAACUCAAUAUUAAAGUUGAGAAAAAAUCAGGUGCUAAAAAAGGAAUGAAACAGACAACACUGUCAUUUAAACCUUUGAAGAAAUCAAAGAAGAAGGAUUCAGAUUCCGAUAGCAACGAAUUUGACAGUAACGAAAUUGAUUUUGAUAGUAUUUCACCAGUGCGUUCGCCACGAAGAGCAGCUGCAUCUAAAAGGAAUUAUGCUCUUAGUAGUGACGAAUCGGAUGCUGCUAGUGAAAAUCUUUAUAGUUUGUCAUCUGAUUCUGAACAAGUGAGGAAACCGAAACCUCCUACAAUAGCACUUAGCGAUUCUGAUGAUGAUUUCAAAAUAGACAAGAAACCACCGCCACCUAAAUCGAGUCCAGAGGAACUUUUUGAUAGUUUAGUUGGAAAUACUCCUGACAAAUCACAAAAACCUGUUAUAUCUUCUUCAGGUGAAGAUAGUUCUUUGGUAAUGUUUACACCACCAAAAAAAGUUCCAUCGAAGAAAAAAGCUGAAAAUGGGGGUGCAAAGGCAACGAAGCGUCAAUUGAAGAAGAAACUCAAAUCUUCAGAUUCUGAAAAUGAUGAUAAUUCAUUAGCGACUAAAACGAAACCUAAUAAAAAACGGAUGAAAAAAUCAGACUCCGAAAGCGAGAAUACAGUGGAAUCAUCGCCUGUAGUACCCAUAAGAAAAAAUAGUGCACGUAAUCGGAAACCAGUUUCUUACGCACUUAAAUCGGACGAAGAAAGUGAUUCAGAUUAAUUGUAUUAACGUGGUAAAUUUCUCAAAAAAGAAAAAAAGAAAGAAAAAAAGAAAAAACUGUAAAUUACGAAGACUGCCUAUAUAAAUUAAGGGAGAGAGAAAAGGUAGAUCUGAAUUGGCAUGGAGGCCAAGUUUUAGUAUUUUUGUGGUUUCUUACGUCUUUGGAAAUGUCAAAGAAGGCACAGUUGCAAUGAAUAUUGUAAUUAUAAUUAAUUGUAUGUGGGCAUAGAGUAAGAGAACAUCAUGUUCAAAAUCAUUUUAAACUGAUUUCAAAGUUUUAUCCAAUGGACGACUAUGUGCAGAACAAAGACAACAGUAUACUCUAAGCUCAUUACACAAACGUGUAGGUAAUUAAAAACUUUAGAUUUAAUAUUAAAUUAACAUUGUAUAACUCAUUGAAAUGUUGUAAGAAAACACGGCGCACAAUCCAUUAUGUCAUGUGUAUGUAAUAUUCAUUUAUGAUAUACAAAACAAACUAAAUAGAUAAUGAAUCUUUUAUUUUUCAUUAUUGUAUCUUUUAAUUUUGCUUCUCCUUAUAAAAGUAAUAGAGAUUAUUUGAUAAGGAUGACGUUCUUACACACAUGACAUUAUUGAGUAACAUUACUCCUAUAUAAUUAAUGCGCCAUACAUGUAAUAAAAUAUAUGGACAUUUUCAUA